UGUUUUUAUUGGUAAUGGAACGAACCGGAGAGAAAUAACUGGUCACUGUUUUUUAAGCCUAUUUUAAAGUCGCCCAUCAAAGAUCAAAAUCUGGUUUCGCUUCUUUGCUCGUUCAUCGGAUCAGUCAUGGCAGACGCGAUUGAACUGAAAACAGCCCCAGCUGACUUUCGUUUCCCUACAACAAAUCAAACUAGACAUUGUUUCACCCGCUACAUUGAGUUUCAUAGGUGCUUGGCUGCAAAGGGUGAAGAGUCUAAUCAAUGUGAGAAAUUUGCCAAAUACUACCGUUCUCUUUGUCCUGGUGAAUGGAUUGACAAGUGGAAUGAACAGAGGGAGAAUGGUACUUUCCCGGGUCCUCUGUGACUGUGAUCACAUGUUGGAAAGUAGGUGAAGCAUUGCUUCUUUGGCAUGGAAAAUUUGUCUGUAGCUAGUUUCAAUGGUUAUUCUUGAACAUUUCGAAUUAAUAAGCUACAAAUGGAAAUUUGUGGCCGAUGAGUUGUUAAAAAACUGGAAUAUGCUCUGAUGUUUUAAUUCAUGAACCUGCUUUUUUCAGCAGAUUGUUUCAUCUUCAUUUACGUUUUAGUGGUGUGGUAUUACUUUCAUGAA
This is a messenger RNA of Gossypium arboreum, 606 nucleotides long. RefSeq names its product cytochrome c oxidase subunit 6b-2. The transcript has 4 exons. The record is from RefSeq and is a predicted model, not a curated record. The coding region runs from base 127 to 363 and encodes 78 amino acids. NCBI's taxonomy places the organism in Eukaryota, Viridiplantae, Streptophyta, Magnoliopsida, Malvales, Malvaceae. Gene Ontology annotation, cellular component: respiratory chain complex IV; mitochondrion.